Molecule: messenger RNA, 2196 nt
Organism: Lates calcarifer (barramundi perch)
Lineage: Eukaryota; Metazoa; Chordata; Actinopteri; Centropomidae
Gene: amh
Product: anti-Mullerian hormone
Biological process (GO): gonad development
Molecular function (GO): growth factor activity
Source: RefSeq, a predicted model, not a curated record
CGCCUUUCAGGUGUCUCCCCCCAAAAAAGAACACCUUACUGCGCAGUAACAUCUCAAACAGAAUCCACAGUCUAAGUCAUCAAGGACACAUGAUAUUCCUAUUUUGGCAACGCGUUUCCCAGUUAGUGAGAGGGGAAGGUGGGAGUACACAGCUCCCAUCCUCUGGAGCUUGACCUAUUCAAAAGAAGCGACCACACAGGCUCACGUACAGAAAGCGAAGAAUGCUGGUUGUGAAUUUGUUCUACGGUGGAGUGUUGAUGCUCUGCUGGACCUGGCUCUGUGUGGCCCUCCAUGUCCCUCAUGGACAGCAGCUGAUCCAAGACCACAAUCCCACAGUGACAGACCACCAGACAAUGAGCUCAACAGAGACUUUGGAAAAAACCUCAUCAACAUCCACAGUUUUUCAUCACUCCCCUCACAGUGCACUGUGCUAUGAGGAUGACAUCUUCACAGCGUUGCAUGAAGGUGUGGGGAGCGACGGUGAACUCACAAACAGCAGUUUGACUCUGUUUGGAGUCUGUGCGGCAUCUGACGAUUCAUCAGCAUCAGUCUUAUCAGAGCUCGCUAAGGAAACAAGCAGAAACCAGAGAAAUGGACUGGAGGUUUUGCAUCCAACUGGAGUGCUCGUAGCAGAGGAAAAUGACAGUGGAAUACUAGAGCUGACCUUUGACCUCCCAUCGUCUCCUUUGCUCGAGCUGAGCCCUGUGCUGCUCUUGACAUUUGAAAGACAGCUCAAAGGGGGAAACCUGGACGUCACUUUCACCAGUCCGUCUCUGCAGCCUCACACACAGUCUGUGUGUAUCUCAGGAGAAACACAGCACAUAUUACUGACCGGAAAGCAUCAGCAGGCCAACGUUUGCCAGAAAUGGAGGAUUUCUGCUGAGACAAAAACCCCUGAUAUGAAGAAGAGCCUAAAAGGCAUCCUAAUUGGUGAAAAAUCAGGAAGUAACAUCAGCAUGACUCCACUUCUGCUUUUCUCUGGGAGAACGGGAACUGAAACAAGACAUACACAUGUCUCAGGCUUGUCCUUGGCCUCUUCACAGACCUUCUCCUUCCUCUGUGAGCUGAGGCGGUUCCUGGGUGACGUCCUGCCUAAGGAGCACCCCAAGUCCCCUCCGCUCCAGCUGGACUCCUUAAAGUCCAUGCCUCCCCUGUCACUGGGCUUGUCCUCCAGCGAGACCCUGCUGGCAGGACUGAUCAACUCCUCGUCCCCCACCGUCUUCUCUUUCACCAGACUGAGCUCCAUGUUUCCGGUGCAUCAUGGACAGCUGGCCCUGCCUCAUGAACUGUUGGAGGAGCUCAGGCAGAGGUUGGAGCAGAUUGUGAUGCAGAUAAUGGGGGUAAUAAGGGAGGAGGAGGUGGGUCACAGGGCCGCGAGGAGGCUGGAGAGGCUCAGAGAGCUCAGCGUGCUACCGAAGAAGGGACCGGCAGCAGGAGAAAGCCAGUACCGCGCCUUUCUUCUGCUGAAGGCCCUGCAGACGGUGGCCCACACGUAUGAUCUGCAGAAUCGACUGCGGGCCAGCAGGGAGGGCCGAAACACCCCGACGAGGGACUACGUCUGCGGGCUGAGCAGCCUCACCAUCUCCCUCAAAAGGCACGUCGUGGGUCCAGACACCGCCACCAUCAACAACUGCCGCGGCUCUUGCGCCUUCCCCCUGGUCAACGCCAACAACCACGCCGUCCUGCUCAACACCCACACUGAGAGCGGGACCGCGGAAGAGCGGGCUCCGUGCUGCGUGCCCGUGGCCUACGAUCCCCUCGAGGUGGUGAAUUUGAAUGAACAUGGGACUUACCUCUCUGUCAAACCAGAUGUAGUUGCAAAGGAGUGUGGAUGCCGCUAAAACUUGUUUUUCUCUCUGAGUGUAUCUGUGAGACUGUAGCUUGCUAGGUGGAGGAAAUGUGUCACUUAAUCGUCACAUAAUUGUUUCAUUCACGCAGUAUUGAUACACUGGUACUAAGUGCACAUGUUAAUUCAUAGAGGCCUCUUCAUAUGCCUAUACAAGGAGCAUAUAUACUUGGAGUAGAUGCACACAGCAAAAUCUUCUCGCACUUACAAAUGAUCAGAUUUAUUGAAAACAAAAAUAUGUGUGUUAACAGAUGUGAUAUAAUAAUUCAAGCAUCAAUAUUAUCAUCUUCCUCUGUAUGUAAAUCUAUCUCAUAAGUAAUCUGAAUAAUAAAAAAGAUGUUGUUUAAUCA